CGCGCGCACUUUAAAUAAAACCUAAAUUAAUUUCGCGUACGCUAUAUUCAUAUAAACGAAACCUUUUUGUCAAAAAAAAACGUUAUAUUCUUAUUAAAGCAUCUGAAAGAUCUAUCAAAAAGCCAGAAUGCCUGCGGACCCCUCUGAAGAAGUUGCAGGACCUCAGGUCCCGAAAACGGAGUUAGAAGAGCUUCAGAUUAAGGCGCAAGGAACAGCUGAUGAGUCGCUGGAGAGUACCCGUCGAAUGCUGGCACUUUGCGAAGAGAGCGCGGAAGUUGGAAUGCGAAGCAUUGUUAUGCUGGAUGAGCAAGGAGAGCAACUUGACCGUAUCGAAGAAGGCAUGGAUCAAAUUAACGCUGACAUGAGAGAGGCUGAAAAAAAUUUAAGCGGAAUGGAAAAGUGUUGCGGCAUUUGCGUACUACCCUGCAAUAAAAGCCAAUCAUUUAAAGAAGAUGAUGGGACUUGGAAAGGCAACGAUGAUGGAAAAGUUGUAAAUAAUCAACCGCAAAGAGUCAUGGAUGAUAGAAAUGGAAUGAUGGCGCAAGCCGGAUAUAUCGGCAGGAUAACAAAUGAUGCGAGAGAAGAUGAAAUGGAAGAAAAUAUGGGCCAGGUAAACACAAUGAUUGGCAACCUCCGAAAUAUGGCACUUGAUAUGGGUUCUGAGCUGGAAAAUCAAAACCGCCAAAUUGACAGAAUUAAUCGCAAGGGGGAGUCUAAUGAAGCCAGAAUAGCAGUCGCCAAUCAAAGAGCCCAUCAACUUUUGAAAUAAUGAGAUAACAAAGGACAAGUAUAUUCAUAAGAAUUUUAAAAUAUUUAUGUUCCGAUAGGCUUGUGAGCCGUUAAAAAGUAUUCUGGAAUUCGUCUAUUCUCAGUGCUCCAGUAGUUGAAUGAAGAAUUGUUUACAAAAAUUAAAUUUAAUUAAUUACUUAUUAUACCUACAAAAUAAUAUUUAAUGGUUAAUUAUUUUAUAAAACACAACAAAUUCAUUCUUUUUGUCUAUACAUUCAAAUGCUCAAUGUAUCUUUGGUGGCAAUUAAAGCCAAGGGCUGUGUUCUUCAAAUUUUAUAUAUUCAGAUAAAAAGUUUAUUUUUAGUAUGAUUAUAAUUAAUCCUUGGUGAAAAAAAUAAAAUAAAAUAAAAUAAUAAUGUACACAUGUUUUCAGCAAUUCAACAUAAAGUGAUGAGGUUGUAAAAUUAAAAUAUUAUUUAAAAAAUUAUGUUCCACUAGCAAAAUUAAAUUUUAUGUAAUUUGCAUUAAUAAUGCGGCUAUGACAUUGGCACAUUCAUUAGACUUAAUUAAAGAUUUGACAGCGCUAUUGCGUUUUACGCAAGACAACUAUAUGACACUCUAAUGCAUUAGAACAAUGCAUUAGCUACUUCAUUGCCGCGAAAAUCGAUAGAUCUACAUAAAAUAUACUAGAUACUCGAUAACGAAAUACGGGUUUAAUGAAGAAACUUGUAAUUGAAAAGUGUAUUAGCCAGUUCAUUAGAGCGCGAAACUCAAAGUGGUCUCGAAAUGAGAAUUUUAUUUUUAUAUCAUUUCGCUGGUUUUUGAACUGAAAAAAAAAGUAGUAGUCGUGUUACCAAAAUAAUCCAAGCAAAAUUACACAUUUAGUUGUCUCUUUCAAGGUUCUAAUGAAGUAGCUAAUUAAAGAAAACUGCAUUACAAUGUCAUAGCCCUAUAAGUAAGAUUAGUUGCAGGAACAAUUGUCUUAUUUUUUUAUUUACACCUACAAAAUACAUCGAUUUAUUUUUAAGAGUAUUUGGACCUAUUUUUGUUUUGAGUCACAAAAUAGGGGAUUUAGUAACAUUUUUUGCUCACUGAAAAAUGUUAUAAGAUCCUUUUAUUAUUAUGUUAUAGGUCCUAGUAAUUAAUGUUGAGAAAUAAUUGUAAUAAAUAUCGGAAAACAGAAAUAAAGUAUUGGCCGGUAAAAAAUCA
Drosophila kikkawai is the source of this 1938-nucleotide messenger RNA. The record is from RefSeq and is a predicted model, not a curated record. NCBI's taxonomy places the organism in Eukaryota, Metazoa, Arthropoda, Insecta, Diptera, Drosophilidae.